Mus caroli (Ryukyu mouse) is the source of this 1368-nucleotide messenger RNA. RefSeq names its product RAB15 effector protein (gene Rep15). The record is from RefSeq and is a predicted model, not a curated record. Gene Ontology annotation, biological process: receptor recycling; transferrin transport. Gene Ontology annotation, cellular component: endosome membrane; recycling endosome. Lineage: Eukaryota; Metazoa; Chordata; Mammalia; Rodentia; Muridae.
UUGAGUUUUUUUAAAUCAGACAAAUUGAGAUCUCUGCUUAAGAAGUACGUAUAAAAGGAAAUGCCAACAACCCGCCUGGGGAAGGAAGGGUCAGAACAGAUGCGUCAAAAAAGGGGAACAGAAGAGACACAAGCUUGGAGACAUUGGUUGGAGAAUGUAGGAUUCUAACCCAUACAUUCACAUGCUGGUUUUAUUUUGACUAGUUUUUAGAAACAGGAGCCACAUCCAGGAAGAGACCAAAUGUAGCUGUACAUAACCUGGAGUACAACAGGUGUUUUGUGUGAAAUUGUCAUCUGUCACUUGGCAAGCAUCAGGAAUCUGUGAGCACAACACACCCAGUUGACAAACGGGGCCCUCCCUCACAUGUUUGUCUAGCCUCGGGUCUAUAUGGCUAGCCAUAUCAAGGAAGCUGUGGCAUUAGAAAGCUGGUGGUGGCUUUAACAGAUGUGGCUUUGCUGAAGAAAAUCUGUGAGAAAGAGGCAGUUCCCGGUGACAUUCACGUGCUGGAUAGCUAGGAGCAGCACUUACUGGGUGUGAGAAAAUGGGGCAAAAGGCUUCACAGCAGGUAGCUCCAAAGGACAACCAGGAGGUUCUUGCCAUGUGUGAGGUGGUCAGUGCGGCUAUUUCCCACGCAGCACAGAAGCUGAAGGAGUACCUCGGGUUUGAGUAUCCACUGAGCAGACUCUGCCUUGCAGCGAGUUCACUGACUGAGGUCUUCCUUGUCCACUUCGUUACCUUCUGCCAGGAAAGGGGAGCGGAUGAGUGGCUCACCACCACCAAGAUGACCAAGCACCAGGCCUGGCUGUUUGGAGCAGACUGGAUUUGGACCUUCUGGGGACCUGAUAAGCAAAUACGGCUUCAGGUGGCAGUGCAGACUCUGAGGAUGGCUUCGCUCCCUCUGACGGACCCAAAAUCCUGUGAGUCAAGGGGAGAGGAGUCUUGGAAAAAAGGCAGAUUUGACAAGCUGGAAGAGUUCUGUAACUUGGUAGGAGAGGACUGCCUGGGUCUGGUUAUCAUCUUCGGUGUGCCUGGAGAACCUAAGGCCAUCAGAGGCGUUGUCCUGGAGAAUGUCAGAAACGGGAUGAUGGAGAGCCAGCUGCCAGGACGCAAGGCUGUGGAGCAGUUUGUGCUGGAAACAAAGGAUUGUGUCUCCAUCAAAGAGCUGCUAGGGAACUGUCUGAGUAAAAGAGAUGGGCUGAGUGACAUGGGCAGGGUUUACAUCCGCAUCCUCUAAACUGGGCACGUUGCUGUGACUGGCCUGUGAGACAGAACAGGAGGACAAUUCCCCAACACAGGGCUAUCCACCCCCUACAUUGACCGAAAGUGAUCAUCUGGGUUAAAACUUGCUGGUGUCACAGUUACGGAAAA